GGCACCGCCCUCGGCCCGCCCGCCUAGGAGGAGACGCUAGCGGAGGCUGAGCCUGCGGCGCGCGCCCGGGGACCCGUCGCACUCUGCACUCGGCCGCCGGGGCUGAGGGGACGGGACGGGUGCGGGCUCAGCGGGCCGGGAGCUGAGUCAAGGCCAGAGCCCGAGAAGCCAAGCGAGGCAGGAGGACAGUGCGCCGAGAUGGCGGCCUCGGGGGCCGCGGCGGGAGCGGCGGCGGCGACGGAGGAAGGGAUGGAGCCUCGGGCGCUGCAGUAUGAGCAGACCCUGAUGUAUGGCCGAUACACUCAGGAACUUGGGGCCUUUGCCAAAGAGGAAGCUGCUCGGAUUCGUCUGGGAGGGCCUGAGCCCUGGAAAGGGUCCCCUUCUGCCCGGACUCCCCCAGAGCUUCUGGAAUAUGGACAGAGCCGGUGUGCCAGAUGCCGCAUUUGUUCUGUACGCUGCCACAAGUUCCUAGUGUCCCGGGUUGGUGAAGACUGGAUCUUCCUGGUCCUGUUGGGGCUCCUCAUGGCAUUGGUCAGUUGGGCCAUGGACUAUGCCAUCGCUGUCUGUCUACAGGCUCAGCAGUGGAUGUCCCGGGGCUUAAACACCAACAUCUUACUCCAGUACCUGGCUUGGGUCACCUACCCUGUCGUCCUCAUCACUUUCUCUGCUGGAUUCACCCAGAUCCUGGCCCCGCAGGCUGUCGGGUCUGGCAUCCCUGAGAUGAAAACCAUCCUUCGGGGAGUGGUGCUAAAGGAAUACCUCACCCUCAAGACCUUUGUAGCUAAGGUCAUUGGGCUCACCUGUGCCCUGGGCAGUGGGAUGCCCCUUGGCAAAGAGGGACCCUUUGUGCACAUUGCCAGCAUGUGUGCUGCCCUGCUCAGCAAGUUCCUCUCCCUCUUUGGGGGUAUCUAUGAGAAUGAGUCCCGGAACACAGAGAUGCUGGCUGCCGCGUGCGCAGUAGGAGUGGGCUGCUGCUUUGCAGCCCCUAUCGGAGGGGUCCUAUUCAGCAUUGAGGUCACCUCCACCUUCUUCGCUGUUAGGAACUACUGGCGGGGCUUCUUCGCGGCCACCUUUAGUGCCUUCAUCUUUCGGGUCUUGGCAGUCUGGAACCGUGAUGAAGAAACCAUCACUGCUCUCUUCAAAACUCGGUUCCGACUCGACUUCCCCUUUGACCUCCAGGAGCUCCCGGCCUUUGCUGUCAUCGGUAUUGCUAGUGGCUUCGGGGGAGCCCUCUUUGUCUACCUGAACCGGAAGAUUGUCCAGGUGAUGCGGAAGCAAAAAACCAUCAACCGCUUCCUCAUGAGGAAACGGCUGCUCUUCCCGGCACUGGUGACUCUGCUCAUCUCCACUCUGACCUUUCCCCCUGGCUUUGGACAGUUCAUGGCUGGACAGCUCUCACAGAAAGAGACCCUCGUCACUCUAUUUGACAACCGGACAUGGGUCCGCCAGGGCCUGGUAGAGGAUCUAGAACUACCCAGCACUUCACAGGCCUGGAGCCCACCACGUGCCAAUGUUUUCCUCACUCUGGUCAUCUUCAUUCUCAUGAAGUUCUGGAUGUCUGCCCUGGCCACCACCAUCCCAGUGCCCUGUGGGGCCUUCAUGCCUGUCUUUGUCAUUGGAGCAGCAUUUGGGCGGCUGGUGGGUGAAAGCAUGGCCGCCUGGUUCCCAGAUGGGAUUCACACGGAUAGCAGUACCUACCGGAUUGUACCUGGAGGCUAUGCCGUGGUUGGGGCAGCUGCACUUGCAGGAGCAGUGACACACACAGUGUCCACGGCUGUGAUUGUCUUCGAGCUCACGGGCCAGAUCGCCCACAUUCUGCCUGUCAUGAUCGCCGUCAUCUUGGCUAAUGCUGUUGCCCAGAGCCUGCAGCCCUCCCUCUAUGACAGCAUCAUCCGCAUCAAGAAGCUGCCCUACCUGCCUGAGCUGGGCUGGGGCCGCCACCAGCAAUACCGGGUGCGGGUAGAAGACAUCAUGGUACGGGAUGUUCCCCAUGUAGCCCUCAACUGCACCUUCCGGGACCUGCGGCUGGCACUGCACAGGACGAAGGGCCGCAUGUUGGCUCUAGUAGAGUCCCCUGAGUCCAUGAUCCUGCUGGGCUCUAUCGAACGCUCACAGGUAGUAGCAUUACUGGGGGCCCAGCUGAGCUCAGCACGCCGGCGGCAGCACAUGCAAAAGCUAAGGCAAGCCCAGAUGUCUCCACCGUCAGAUCAGGAGAGCCCCCCUAGUUCUGAGACGUCCAUCCGCUUCCAGGUGAACACAGAGGGCACAGCCUUCUCAGGACCCCACGGGCAGACUCACAAGCCCCUGAAACCUGCCCUAAAGAGAGGGUCUAGCCAUACCACAAGCCUCCAGGAAGGUACCACAGGCAACACGGAGUCAGCAGGCAUUGCCCUCAGAAGCCUCUUCUGUGGCAGUCCACCUCAGGAGGCCUCUUCAGAAUUGGAAAAGUCGGAAUCCUGUGAAAAACGCAAGCCGAAGCGGGUCCGAAUCUCCCUGGCGAGUGACUCCGACCUGGAAGGCGAGAUGAGUCCUCAGGAGAUCUUAGAGUGGGAGGAACAGCAACUAGAUGAGCCUGUCAACUUCAGCGACUGCAAAAUUGACCCUGCGCCCUUCCAGCUAGUGGAGCGGACUUCUUUGCACAAGACCCAUACCAUCUUCUCCCUGCUGGGCGUGGACCACGCUUACGUCACCAGCAUUGGCAGACUCAUUGGAAUUGUGACCCUGAAGGAGCUCCGGAAGGCUAUUGAGGGCUCUGUCACAGCACAGGGUGUAAAAGUCAGGCCACCCCUUGCCAGUUUCCGGGACAGUGCCACCAGCAGCAGCGACACAGAGACCACUGAAGUGCAUGCACUCUGGGGACCGCUAUCCCGCCAUGGCCUCCCACGAGAGGGCAGCCCUUCUGACAGUGAUGACAAGUGCCAGUGACCCCUCACUGGAUGGCCUAUAUUCCUUCUGCAAGCAGCAGCAACCAGAAGCUGGAACCCAAGUCCACUCUAGCUGUGGGCUGCCAGCUCCUCCAUCUCCUGGCGGGCCUACCUGGAAUGUAACUCAACACCUACCUGCUAGAGGAUCAGCAAUGCCCUGGCAGGGUGAGGUGGGGUCCUGUGGCCCUUGCCCACUCUUUGAGAAAGGGGCAGAACUAAAAUGGGUUUAUACUGGAACCUCCAAUGACAAGAUGUAUAUAGAAAUUUACAAAGAUUUUUAUAUUAAUUUAAUAAAACAAUAAAUAGAAUAAAGUAAACACCUAAUUAGCCACUCAUGUAUAGAACACUUGUGCUGUUGGCUCAUGUUUUCCUCUUGGAUCCUCUUACCUGCCCAAGCCUGAGAGUUCAGUCCACAGCCACCUAUCAACCCCAGCGUCCCAGCAAUAUAGGAUCUGCCAGCGGCGCCCCCCCCCCCCCCCCCAUGCCUCAUCUGCAACACCCUGCCUGGAUCAGGCCCCUAACCCUGUGGCUACAACCUUCCAUUCAGCCAAGAAAAACCACUGCCCUCUUUCCCAACGAUAGCCACUCCCUCAUGACUGUCCAUUCAUUGGCACAGAUCUCCUGGCUACCCAGGUGGCCCCCUUGUGGCACUCCCAGCUCUAACAGCCAGACCCAUUCCUUUGUCCGGUUCCACCCUACUGAGAACUCUGUGCCCACAGGACCUUGCCAUGCUGGGAGAGGGCCAGGGCUGAGGGGAGGGAGGGGCCGAGGAGAGGGGGAGGACACACCCUUUCAUCAUUCCAGUG
Microtus ochrogaster (prairie vole) is the source of this 3730-nucleotide messenger RNA. RefSeq names its product chloride voltage-gated channel 2 (gene Clcn2). Gene Ontology annotation, molecular function: voltage-gated chloride channel activity. Gene Ontology annotation, cellular component: plasma membrane. Gene Ontology annotation, biological process: transmembrane transport; chloride transport. NCBI's taxonomy places the organism in Eukaryota, Metazoa, Chordata, Mammalia, Rodentia, Cricetidae. The record is from RefSeq and is a predicted model, not a curated record.